Teleopsis dalmanni is the source of this 2455-nucleotide messenger RNA. RefSeq names its product SAFB-like transcription modulator. The coding region runs from base 133 to 1017 and encodes 294 amino acids. Gene Ontology annotation, molecular function: sequence-specific DNA binding. The record is from RefSeq and is a predicted model, not a curated record. Gene Ontology annotation, biological process: regulation of mRNA processing; regulation of transcription by RNA polymerase II. Gene Ontology annotation, cellular component: nucleus. NCBI's taxonomy places the organism in Eukaryota, Metazoa, Arthropoda, Insecta, Diptera, Diopsidae. The transcript is spliced from 5 exons.
UUUGUUACUCAAUACAGAAAAGUAGAAUUUUUCACUGUCGCAAUAUUAAGAAAAGUAGUUUGAUCAUAGCAAGCUUUAGAAGUCGUUAAUUGAAGUUAAAACACAAUUUAAAGAAAUACUUCUGUAAACAAAAUGGUUGAAACUGGUAAAAAGUUAAGUGAAUUAAGGGUUUCUGAUCUGAAACUUCAGCUUGAGAAACGUAAAAUGGAUACUGUUGGUGCUAAGGCCACAUUAGUAGAACGUUUAGAAAAGGCCUUAAAGCAAGAAGGCCAUGAUCCUCAGAAAUACGUUUUUAAAAGUGGAGAUAAAAUAACUCCAAAAUCUAAAGAUAGAACUGGAACGGAAGAAAUAAAAAUAAAGGAAGAACCCGUUAUGGAUGGUUACCCAGAAGACAGUCGUGAUGGAUUUCAGUCUGGUAAUGAAAAUGGCGAUGCAGAUGCGAACGUAGAUGACGAGAUUGAUCAAGUGGGAACUGUAGAUGACGAGUGUGUUAUCAUUGAAAAUGAAGAUGAAGAGUCUCAAUAUGUUGAUGAUGCAGAUGCUGAAGCAGACGUCGAUGCUGAUGCUGACGCUGAUGAACAAGAAAAUGAGGAAAAUGAACGUGGUGAAGGUGAUGAAGUGCACGAAGAAGAGGACGAAGAAGAAAUUAGUGAAAAUAAUAAUCAUGACACCGAAGAAUCAAUUAAUUUGACAAUUGGCGAAGAAGAGCAACAAUUAUUACAUGAAGCUGCAGAUGAAAAAGAAAAAACAGCUGAAGCCAGCAAAUCACAAAAGGAUAAGAGCUCAGCUAAGGAACAACAAAAUAGCGACAAAGGAAAAAAAGAUGAGAAAAAGGGUGGCAAAGAUGAGGCUUCCAACAAAAAUAAGAAAAAAGAAGAGAAGUCCAUUGACAAAAAAGACACGAGUGAACAUAAAUCGUCAACAAAAUCGUCACAUAAGGAUGAAAAAGGUAAAUACGUAGAAGUUAGCAACAUUCAAAUAAUUUCGUGUGUGUUAGUUUUGUUAAUCGAAACAUGAAAAAAAUUUGUGGUUCGAAAUUGAAAACAAUUAUUGUAAAAUGUGCUUAAGGUAAAGAGUGUGAAUUUGAUUGAUAUGACACAGAAGGAUUUCACUAAAAUCAAUUGCUGAAGGAUUUUACAAAACUGAAGAUUGCAUAUUUCUGAGGACUAAAGGUUACUACAACAGAUGAAAAGAUGGCAGCAAGAGUUAUGAACAUAUUUAUAAAGGUUGCAUAAAGUAGCAUAAUAAUGUUUCUAAAUAGAAGGGAAAUGAGUUAACGCUGGUUUAUAUAAAAUUGUGUUUGUGCUUACAGCGUGAAAUGACUUCAAAAUUAUAGUAGUUUAAGAGGAGUCAAUCGACUGACAUUAUGCAAUACAUAUACCAGAUGUACUAAGUGCAAGUACCAAAUAGUAGCCGAGUGAAUAAUUCUAAAAGCUAGCAAUACAGCAUUCUUAUUGGGUGGUGUAAAUGCAUAAGCCUUUAAAUCUGUUGAACAAAUGUACAUGUGGAUAGGCCCGAGAAUUGAUCUGUUUUACUGAAGACAGACAGUAACCAACAUUGUCAAUAAUUGCUUUUGAAGGUUAUUUAUACCUUUUCAUCAUUAGACGUUUAAGUAGCAGAAAAUAUACCAAAAUAUCAAAACAAAAUCUGAGGGAUCUACUCUACUUCACUGUAUAUUUUCUACUUCAGUUGCAGUUACUCAUAACCAUUACCACACAAAAUUUUUGUAUGAAUAAUAUAUCAUUUAAUGCUGAUUAUGGAUAUAAAAACAGUAUCCACCCAUCAUUUUGUGAAGAAUAUAUAAAUUUCAACAAUAUUUCAUGGUGUGAAUGGUGUGUGAACAAUUCUGGAUCAACAAGUAGCAUAAUUAUGCUGCUAUAUUACUUAAACUGUGUUAUAAUAUGCAGUUUACAUUCUUCAGUGUGUUUUGUGGUUAAAAUCAUCAGUCGCUAAAACUAUUGCUGAUAUGAAAGUUUUCUCCUAACUGUUAAGUGGAUUUAACUGAAUCGUUUAUUCCAAGACUACAACUCGCUUAUAUAUAAUUCCGAGACUUUGUGGAUUGGCACGCUAUUGGUUUAUAUUGUUUGCUUCACGACCAGUAAAUCUUUUUGGAAGUGUCGAAAGACGUGAUCAACAGGAACGAGUUUACAACUACACGGAGCCAGCCAAAAGAUAGCUGAAAUAUGUUUUUACAGGAUUAGGUCAACAAUUGCUUUUAUUUCUCUUUUUGACAACAUCUCCAUAUCAUUAUAGCUAUCAUUUCCAACGAAAUGAAAUCCAAAUUGUGGUAUGCAGACUAUCAACGCACAUGUGGAAUUAAUUGAAUGGAUGAAUGUAAAGGUAAAAUAAAACUUAUUCUGUGGCUGCUAUUAAAUUCGGUAAAGCAAUUUACAAUCUUAUCAACAAAGGACAGUGCUACAUUAUUUUUGUACGUUGCAAAAUGCAACACAUUUCA